AAACUUAUUUUUUAAUACCAUUUUUAUUUAAAAACACUAGUUAUCAUUCUCGCAAUUUCGUUUCCUAUUUCGAAUGACAGCAAAUAUAAUUAGUUUGAACUUUAUUGUUCAAAAAUAUAGACAUAUAAAUAUCAUCUUCCUAGACAAAUUUUUUUUUAAUGUAGUGAAAAAUGCAAUUCAAACUUGAUAGCCGAAAAUAAAAAUAAAUCUAUAUCCUCCAGCAAGAAGGAAACCCUGUUAAGUACCCUUAUCUUGGUAAGAAAUAAAGAGCUACAAGUCCCAGCAUAGUCACUUUAUUAUACUUGCAUUUCUAUUUUAUAACAGUAAUUAAAACUUUUCAGAUGUUAAGAUGAUUUACAAGAUAUGGCGUGAAGCUGUGAGACAUGUAUAAUGAGAAAGAAACAUAAAUUAUGUAAUAUUAUUUUUUUCAGAUAUGUUUUUCCUUUAUAUGAAAUGUCCUUUCUAUGGAUACCUGUGUUUGCUUGUUUAGUUACAUUAAUCAGUGGUAUUAUCGGGAGUUACUUAUUAAUUUGCUGCAUAGCUAAACAGGACGUGCAUCCUAAAACGUUAAGUCCAAUAGUACGGAGCUUCUAUUUCAGAGCGAAAUUAAAAACAUUCAGUAAAGCAGAUCCUGUAGAAAUGUUGGCGCCUGGAACGAAGGAACAGAGAAGCUUUAACACAUUUCCAGAAACACAUAUGAAGAAAACUUGAUAAUUAAGUGAUUUUAUUUUAUUCAAGCUAAAAAUUGUGAGCUUUAAAAAAAUGUACAUUUCAACUUUAAACUUUUGCUUAUUUAGAGCAUCUUCUAAAUCAUGACGUUUCUUUGACUGUUAAAGCGUGAACGUGAUUAGAAUGUGUUCUUUUAACAAGUGUAAGAAAUAUUUAAAUUAAAAAAUAAUUAUUAUUUUAA
Molecule: messenger RNA, 910 nt
Organism: Parasteatoda tepidariorum (common house spider)
Lineage: Eukaryota; Metazoa; Arthropoda; Arachnida; Araneae; Theridiidae
Source: RefSeq, a predicted model, not a curated record